Molecule: messenger RNA, 513 nt
Organism: Schistosoma spindalis
Lineage: Eukaryota; Metazoa; Platyhelminthes; Trematoda; Strigeidida; Schistosomatidae
Source: the annotation of a GenBank genome assembly
AUGAAUAUGGAUUUGUUAUCAACAUUACCAGUAUCAAAUCAAUCAUUAACGGUACAAUCUCCAUAUCGAUUAUACAAUUCUGUAGGUAAUUUUAAUUCAAAACAAGCACCAGCACCAGCACCAGCACCAGCACCACCACUAGCACCAUCAACACUAACACCAACACCAACACCAACAACAGAACCUAUUCAAGAUUUAUUUUCUGAUCAUUUCAGUGAUCUAUCUAAAAAUAAUCUAUCAUAUGAUCCACCCAUUGAAUCAGAUCCAUUAUUAAUUUCAAUUGAUUUAUUGAAUUUAUAUAAAUCAGAUUUAGAAUUAAUUAUUAAUGAAUUACGUUUUAUAACAAAAAAAUUACGGGAUAAUGAAAAAGAAUCAUUAAUUAGUUUAGAAUGGAAAUUUGCUGCACGAGUUAUUGAUCGAUUUUGUUUAGUAAUAUUUAGUGUAUGUAAUAUUGUUGUUACAUUUGCUAUAUUAUGCUCUGCACCAAAUUUAAUUGCUUCAUUUAUGCCAUAA